AUGGAGAGUCUCCUCUUCCCACUCAGCAAGAGUGGUCGUACCUCCGUCACCGGCAGCUGCUCAGAGACGGAGUAUUUGCAGGAGCUGGAACGCAUAAACAGUGAAAUCAGUGGAUUCGUGCCUAUAACGGCAGUAAAGACGGACGCCGAGGAGCCCUCAGCCUUGACCAAAACUGAGACUUCCGCUGCGGCGGCGGCGGCGAUUUCUAAGCGACCACUUGCUUCCACGGUAGACAACCAACAGUGGAGACCGAUUUCUAUGGAGGAGGCGACAGCGGCCAAAACUGCUAUGGGAGCAGCGCAGUAUGCUGGAAACGAACAUGCAGGGAACGCGCAGGAGGACCCCUUCCUAACAGAGGAAUACUAUUAA
Molecule: messenger RNA, 369 nt
Organism: Dibothriocephalus latus
Lineage: Eukaryota; Metazoa; Platyhelminthes; Cestoda; Diphyllobothriidea; Diphyllobothriidae
Source: the annotation of a GenBank genome assembly